Messenger RNA from Penaeus indicus, 678 nucleotides. RefSeq names its product craniofacial development protein 2-like. The transcript has a single exon. Gene Ontology annotation, cellular component: nucleus. Bases 1 to 678 code for a protein of 225 amino acids. Lineage: Eukaryota; Metazoa; Arthropoda; Malacostraca; Decapoda; Penaeidae. Gene Ontology annotation, biological process: chromatin remodeling. The record is from RefSeq and is a predicted model, not a curated record.
AUGGAUCGAAACCACCUACUGAUAGUCUCAGAAAAUGCUAGGGCGUCCCCCGUAUGCGACGCGCACCGUCAGCCAUGGGACGGUGUGAGAAAUAUGCAACUGGUACUGUCGAGUUGGAGAGAGGAGAUGUGCCACUUGAAACAUCGGCACGAUGACUGGAAGAAGCAGGGAGAUAGCAGAGACCAUGAAGCAGAGAAAAGUGAAAUACACUGUGUGCAAGAAGUAAGGUGGAGGGAAGGCGGAGUAAGGGAGAUCGGAGAAGGUUAUAAGCUGUACUACUCCGGAAGCAGAACAGGAAGAAACGGCGUUUGUAUCAUCCUCGAUGAAGAGCUCAAGCAAAGGGUGGCGGAAGUCCAAAGGCCCUCAGACAGGUUGAUGACAAUUAAGGUGCUAGCAGGAAAGAGUCUGAUCAACAUCGUAAAUGGUUAUGCUCCACAGAUUGGCUGUGAAGAUCAGGAGAAGGAAGAGUUCAGAGAACAACUUGAACAGAGUGUUAGAGAGAUCCUUGAGGAAGAAGAAAUCAUCCUAGGAGCUGAUCUGAACUGUCAUGUAGGAGAAACAGCAGGAGGUUAUGAAGCCUGUCAUGGCGGUUUUGGAUAUGACCUGAGAAACGAAGAAGGAGACAUUGGAGAGCUUGGAACUGGUCUUGGUAAACACAGGAUUCAAGGAGGGAGAUGA